AUGACAGACACCUACAGUCAGACAGAGGAAACCCUUCGAGCGUGGUUGCGAAAUGUUGGGUUUGACCUCCAACAACCAGUCCGACCGUUUCACACACAACUCUACGCAGAGCUCGAAAACUGGAUCAUUUCUCAGGAUCUCCAAGAAGACGAACUAAAGCGCAUCUGGAUGCUCUUGUCAGCAUGUACCAGCGCCGCAGACAAAUGGUAUCCUCAUGCUAGUCACCAAUUGAAACGAUAUAUUGCGCUCUCCACCACCUUUCUUCUUUAUGUGGACGAUAAAGUGGAACAAGAGCCUGAAAAUAUCCUCACUGAUCUCCAAAGAGUUUUGUCUGGUGCCUACAAUGGGCUUCAUACGCUGAAAUGUGAUGAUUCUGUCGUCAAUUUGUGGUUGGAGCUCGUCGCUACCGAGACUGGAGCGUUUUAUGGACCAUAUUCAACUGGGGUCAUCACCAAAGGGCUAAUCGACUUCAUGCUGGGUAACACGAUUGAAUCAAAAGUUGCUGCAGGGUUGAAGCUCCCAGCAAAGUUUGGAAAAAGAGCAUCCAAAUUCGUGCGCGACAAAAUCGGGGCUGGGGAGGUCUACGCUCAUUUCAUAUUUGCGGAGCACCUCGUGGAAGAGAGUAGACAUUUGUCGACUUAUGUGCCUUUCAUUGCAUGUAUGUUGCAUAUCAUUGACGACGUCAAUGAUAUACUAUCCUUCUAUAAGGAGUCGGUGGUUGGAACCGAGGCGAACACAAACAUCAUGAACAGAGCUCGUACCUCAGGUUGCAGCCCUCAUGAUGCACUGAGGCAGAUUUGCGGGGAAGCAGCUGAGACUAUGGAUGUCGUCAGUGAUGGAUUGGCAGGAAAAAGGGUUACUGAAAAUCUUUGGAAGAAUUUUAUCAAUGGCUAUAUCAUGUGGCACAUUUGUGAGGAUCGAUAUCGACUGAAGGAGAUUGGCCUUGCAAUGACAGUCGGACAAGACCAAUAA
Penicillium olsonii is the source of this 972-nucleotide messenger RNA. The record is from the annotation of a GenBank genome assembly. Lineage: Eukaryota; Fungi; Ascomycota; Eurotiomycetes; Eurotiales; Aspergillaceae.